Molecule: messenger RNA, 216 nt
Organism: Sphenostylis stenocarpa
Lineage: Eukaryota; Viridiplantae; Streptophyta; Magnoliopsida; Fabales; Fabaceae
Source: the annotation of a GenBank genome assembly
AUGCGGGCAUGCAUACUUUUGCAAUCUCUCAACCGGAUGAGAACUGAUAUAUGGACAUUGAGUGAUAUUUGGACAUCACUCAUAUCUAGCUCUUAUGGUCAUCAAUGUUACUUAAAGAACACGCAACAUCACUAUCUUGGGGAUCUUAAUAAUAAAGGUAACAUGGAUGAUUAUGUGGGUGGCUAUGGUGUGGAUUAUAUGGAGCAGAAGAAAUGA